CUCUUCUCUCUUAACAAACAUGUACGAGGGAAAGAGACUCAAGAUAUUCGAGGCCAUCAAUGGGUCAACAAUACAUCAAUCACUUAAUACAACAUCUGCAACCACCCAGACUGCUAUAUCCCGGUGUCAGAUAAACUAUGUCCGAGAUCCAGGAUUUGCUCUGGAAACCCUUCGAAGCCUUAUCCAACCUGAAAUAAACUUAAGGAUACAGAAAGUUCUAACCGAGAUAUCUGAGACUCAUUUUAAGCCUGCAAUUCGUAAUCUUAAACUCAAUCUCGGAGAAGAGAACGUAAACUCCAGUGCUCUGGAGGAUAUUCUCAUCUCAGCUCUAGAAACCGCAAAGGAGAUCUACCUUCCUAAGAAUGAUCCUAAAAGACAGCGGAGUGGGAAAUGUCCGAAUCAAGUUCUUAAAAGAUCGUUCUCUGGAACCAGUAACUCUCCUGUUACUAAGAAGAGUAUGGUAAUCAAAUCAGGUUUAGGACGACCCAACACAGACUUAAUCCUAGUUAAUAAAGCCGGCAGACCGGUGCGAAGGGAAGGGCCUAAAUGGGAACCGGAAAGGCUUAGUACAGACACGCUCUUCAUUCUAGGGUCUAGAGCUAAUAAGGCUCUUGGAUUCGGACAGACCCGGGGUAGGUUGUACAUAAAGCACCCUGAGCUAUUCAAGUACUCUGGAGACCAGACGGAUAAGGAAUGGUUAGCCAAGGCCAAUCUAAUGGCUACUACUGGAGGAAAGGCUUAUCUUAUGGUGCUCAGAGAUAUUCUGGACCUGGCGGAGUCUCCUGAGUAUUCGUCCCAUCCGAAACAACAGCCAGGAGAACUGGUUGGGUUUACAGUCCCUGAAUGGAUGAUUGAGAAGAUGAAAACCUAUAUUGAAAAUGCAAAAACUAACCCUGACACGACGGACGAGGAGUUGCUGAGAAUUGCGGAGGAGUACGCUGAGAUGGAGGAGGAGGGUCGCAAAAUCCGGAGAGAAGAGAUCAGUCUUGAAGAGGAACUCAAGAGAGGAAGAAUGCGACGUGAAGAUGAAAUGAGUUUGGAUCGACUAAUCUGUGAGACGGACUCCGGACAGAAUGUUGAUCAGCUUCUCAAUGACAUUAAGCAUGAGACUGUAGAUGACGAUCUUCAGAACCUAGAUCCUGGUUUUCUCCAGGGAAUGAAUCUGCACAACCUUGUCAGAGAGUUUGAGAUGGAUACAGGGGGAGGAUCAGAACUUAACCUUCUUGCUCUAGCUGAUGAUUCUCUUCCUUUUAAGAACUAGUAAUCUCUAACUAGGGUAUUUCAGCUAGUUCAAUAGUUUAAUUAAUUCACGAAGAUAAGGUUAACUAAGAACACUGACCUUGAAGUCUACGCAUUUGUUAUCUUUAUUCUUAAACCUGGCCUAACGUAUAAAUUUCAAUAUACUGAAGUGCAAACCGGAUAUAUAAUAUUGUAUAAAUUCGUCAAUUUAUACGUUUUUAUAACUUGUUCAUUAUUUUUUAAGCACUUAUUAAUAGUUAUGCUUCUUAUUGACAUUAGUACUAUGAUAAUUUCUUCAAUGUGCAUUAAAUUUCUUCAAGUAAAUUUGUAAUCUAAAAAUUUGGAACGAGAUGUAAAAUAAAGAGUUUUGUGAUUAAU
Messenger RNA from Eurytemora carolleeae, 1617 nucleotides. Its product is annotated as deoxynucleotidyltransferase terminal-interacting protein 1-like. The record is from RefSeq and is a predicted model, not a curated record. NCBI's taxonomy places the organism in Eukaryota, Metazoa, Arthropoda, Copepoda, Calanoida, Temoridae. The transcript is spliced from 8 exons. Gene Ontology annotation, molecular function: DNA binding; nucleosome binding. Gene Ontology annotation, cellular component: nucleus. Bases 20 to 1261 code for a protein of 413 amino acids.